ACCCCAAAUCAAAUCAAAAACAUUUGAUGCUUAUUCAAAUGAAAUAGACAAUCUUGUACAAAGUUAUUUAGAAUUUUUUGAUGAAAGCCAGAAAAAUGCAAAUUAAAGGAUCUGAAAAUUUUUUUAAUCGUGUAACUAAUGCAUUUACAUUACCGAUAUCUACUCGUUGUGCUGAACUAACAGUUUUGUUGGAUAGGGCCAGUCUUAUAGAGCAACAGAGUAUUUUUCCAUUUCUUAUUGAUAAUAUUUUUGGUCCUCAAGCAGGCACAACAGGUUGGGGCCUCAGAACAACCCCUGAUUGUGUAGGAGAAGACUUUAAGCAAUUACGACAUUUUUUAUCUCCUUGUGGGCCCCUUUUCAAAUGCAUAUAUGCUCUCCUCAAAGACACCACCACAAAAUAUGAUUUUCCUAUAUCUUACUUACCUCUCAAAGUAAGGACUAUUUUAGAAAGUGAAUCUAAUCAUCCGUUUUAUUCAGAUCUUAUACAAAUUUCUCCACAAUCCAAACAAAUAUCGCUUAAAUUAAAUCCAUUUGAUUAUUACAUAUUUCAUUUUGCAUACUAUUUGAUAAAUCCUUGGCAUCAGAAGUCACCUGCAAAUGUAAAUUAUUCUUGGAAUACAGUUUAUUAUGUUUUAUGUUGUGAUUAUAUUUUACAUUUUUUACCAACUGAUCCAAAAACACCAAUAUUACCAUUAAUAAAUUACAAUGGUAAGAAUCCAUUUCAAGUUAUGCCACAAAUUCAUAGGCCACACUAUGUUCCUUCCCUUAUCUCCCCAUCUGUUUGGAAAAAAACUGUAGAAGAUUAUGCAUUCCAUCAAAAUCUAGAUAAACACCCAAGGAAUGAAAUUUGGAGAAGUGAAACUGUGUUGACUGUGUUUAUAGACUUGUGGUUGAAUAAUGACCAAAUCAAUCAGCCAAUUCAAAAUUUGAAUGCUUCAUUUAAUAAUCCCCAAGCUAUGCCGAGUCUUCAUUAUAACGAACUUCCAUCUGGAGAAUACAUGAGAAUUUUGAGGGUUUUUAUAAAGCAGAUACAUGCUUUUGCAACAAGUGCCAAAGCAGAUGACACUCACUUGGGGGAAUUGAAGAAAAUAACAAUACCUAUGGUACAAGGAAAAUUUUAUGUGUUUAUUCGUAAUCUAAUCCAUAGGUGGCCUUUGGAUGGAUCAUUCAGACUUGUAUUGGAGUUGUGGUUGACAUAUAUUCAACCGUGGAGAUAUCCUCCUGAUAGCUUGAAUAAACAUCUUAAUCUGAAACAAACAAAUCCGGAUGUUGAAGAUAUUGCUUUUUCCCAAAACAGUCCUGUAGAGAGAGAAUGGCUACCUUUCAUAGUUGAUAAUCUAUUAGCUUACAUAGUCAUUUUUCAACAACUUCUACCGAGAUUUACUCGUGUUGACUUAAUAAGCCCUAAAAUGGCAAUUAUGCUGUAUAGAAUUACAAAGGUAUUCAAUCAACCUAAUCUAGCAGAACUACUCAAAGAAGUGGAGCGUUGUGUUGAAAAUAACAGUUCACCUUCACAUGGGUAUAAUUCACAAUGGUCCAAUGUCUUGCCACCUCUUAUACACACAAGCAUGUGGUCUACAAACACAACAACAACAAACAACACUUAUGAAUGUAACGCUAAACAAUUGUUUACCCCUGAUAGCACCAACUCAAGCAUUUUGUGUAACAGUUAUAUUCAUGGAGAUAAGAAAUGGGCUUGCAUUUUGAGACAGAAAAUCUAUGAACUAGAAGGACCUAACUUCUAUUAUAAACCUCUCUUCACCAAGCCGCCAGCACAAGAGGUUUAUGAUGUAUCUCAUCACAUUUCACAAUCAGUUAUGAUAGCCCAACAAAUUAUAUGCGUCAAACAACAAGAACAUGCAAAGCAGUACGCUGGUAUUUGGGGCUUUUUCAAAUCCAUCUUUGAUACAAGUAAUAUCAACGAUGAAUUCACAUUGGCCGAAAGAAUGAAAGUAUCUUCCUAUCUGGAAUUCUCCCUGCAAAAUCUAGUCGAGAUGUUCGAAAUUGGUGAUUUGAAAGAAAAAGAAGCAGAUAGUAGCAGUUCUAUCCAUAGUUUCAAUGCUUCUGAUGAUCUCAGCUUCUUGACUCCGUCCAAAGUGAAAGAGCGAAGAAAUAGAAUAAAAUAUGAGGGCGAUCCUGACUUACUACCGAUAAUGUCAACAGAAAAUGCAUUUUUGGUUCGUUUACUGUAUCAUUUAGCCCUUAGCAUCAAUAUUCAAUUUGGACAUGUUUUUCAACGUCUUUAUUAUGAGCCCUCAUUUAAGGGAAGACUAGUAAGGCAGUUAUUAUGCCAACCGAUUACAGUUUUCAACUAUGAUAAAUCGAAGGAGGGGUCUCCGAGAGUACCAAAACGGUUGCCUCCUAGAAUCAGCUUCAGACAAGUAGCUAGUUAUAAAUUUAUCUUAUAUUUCUUCUUAGGUGUAGUUUUAUCUAAACUUUUAGGUUUCGGUACUUCGCUCUAUUCUAUAUUUUUAUUGGUCAUAUUUUUAUUAUACAAAUGUAUAAAAUCUAUUCCACGAACUUCGAGACAUCCAACUGAUAACUUUUGUAACAAUAUUAGUUUUAAUAAUUCGUUUUGAUUACAUUUAUUUAUUAUGCAGAAGUAAUAACUAUCAUUGAAAUGUUUUUGUUAAUAUAUUCUCAAUCUUGA
Messenger RNA from Harmonia axyridis, 2650 nucleotides. RefSeq names its product sphingomyelin phosphodiesterase 4. The record is from RefSeq and is a predicted model, not a curated record. Gene Ontology annotation, molecular function: sphingomyelin phosphodiesterase D activity. The transcript has 11 exons. Gene Ontology annotation, biological process: ceramide biosynthetic process; sphingomyelin catabolic process; glycerophospholipid catabolic process. The coding region runs from base 81 to 2579 and encodes 832 amino acids. NCBI's taxonomy places the organism in Eukaryota, Metazoa, Arthropoda, Insecta, Coleoptera, Coccinellidae.